GUCACUUGUUAUACCAGCAACCCAAAAUUUAGAGAGAGAAAGAGGGGGGAGAGAGAGAGAAUGGGGCAUGGAAGCUCGAAAGAAGAGAGUGAGAGCAGCCUUGCCGGUUCGGAGAAGUCUGCGAGGGGAUCGCGUCCCUCUCGGCUGAGGCAGCGACUUCACCUUCACAGUCGUGCAAAGUCGUCGUCUCAUCACAAACGCCUUGAUGAUGCCGGCGAUUUCGCUGGAAUUGCUCUGCUAACCCUCGUUCAGGCUGAAAUGAAGUUCAAGGACAAGUGGCUUGCCUGUCUUUCUUUUGGGGAGCAAACCUUCCGUACCAACAUCUCCCCUCAAACAGACAAGCCCGUCUGGAACUCUGAAAAGAAACUUCUUUUGGAAAAAAAUGGGCCUCAUGUUGCAAGGAUCUCCAUUUUCGAGACGAAUAAAAUGUCCAGAAACAAUCUGGUAGGAUAUUGUGAGAUUGAUCUACUUGAAUUUCUAACCAGGGAUUCAGAUUCCAAUUCUGAGACGUUGGACUUGUUAGAUCCAUCAACAUCAGACAAAAUUGUCGGAAAAAUUUGUGUUUCAUGCUCUGUUGAGGACCCUAUUGAAACAGAAAAGAGUUUUGCAAGGCGAAUCUUAUCUAUAGUGGACUAUAAUGAAGAUGGAAAUCUUUCUUUCUCUGAAUUUUCUGAUUUAAUUAAUGCUUUCGGGAAUCAAGUGGCAGCUAACAAGAAAGAGGAGAUUUUUAAAGCUGCUGACAAGAACGGGGAUGGUGUUGUUAGCAUGGAUGAAUUGGCUGCCCUUCUUGCCAUUCAACAGGAAAAGGAACCACUAAUGAAUUGCUGUCCUGUUUGUGGUGAGACUCUUAAAGUCUCUGAUAAGCUGAACUACAUGAUCCAUUUGACCCUAUGUUUCGAUGAGGGGACUGGAAAACAGGUCAUGACUGGAGGUUUUUUGACCGAUAAACAGGCUUCUUAUGGGUGGAUGUUUAAACUCAGUGAAUGGGCCCAUGUUUCAUCUUAUGACAUUGGUUUAAACUCUGGAUCGAGUGCUGCUCAUAUUGUGGUAUUUGAUCGGAGGACAAAGAGACUUGUGGAAGAACUGAUAGAUGAAAAGAUUGUUUUGUCUAUGAGAGCUAUUUACCAGUCAAAACUAGGGCUUGGCCUUUUGGAUACAGGGGCAAAGGAGCUCCUGCAGAGCAUCUCUGAAAAGCAAGGGAGGAAAAUGAACUCAGUUGAAUCUGCUAAAGAUAUACCAAAAUUCGUCGAAUUUUUUAAGGAUCAAAUCAAUUUGGCUGAUGUUAAGCACCCUCUGGAACAUUUUAAGACAUUUAACGAAUUUUUUGUGAGAGAGUUAAAGCCUGGAGCAAGACCAAUUGCCCGUAUGGAUCGAGAUGAUGUUGCCGUAUGUGCUGCGGAUAGCCGUCUUAUGGCAUUUAAAUCUGUUGAUGAAAGCCUGAGAUUUUGGAUUAAGGGUCGAAAAUUUUCAAUUCAUGGGCUUUUGGGGAAGGAUCAAUGUUCCAGUGGUUUUAUUGAUGGAUCAUUGGUAAUAUUUCGUCUGGCACCGCAGGAUUAUCAUCGCUUCCAUUUUCCCGUUUCUGGAACUAUUCAGAAGAUUGUAAAUAUACCUGGAUGCUUAUAUACAGUUAACCCCAUAGCUGUCAAUAGCAAGUAUUGUAAUGUAUUCACCGAGAAUAAGCGAGUAGUAUCAAUUAUAUCAACUGCAGAAUUUGGAAAGGUGGCUUUUGUUGCAAUUGGUGCGACUAUGGUUGGCAGCGUUACCUUUUCAAAGAAGGAGGGGGACCAUAUUAAAAAAGGAGAAGAGUUUGGCUAUUUCUCAUUUGGUGGUAGCACCGUAAUUUGCGUUUUCGAAAAGGAUGCCAUUGAGAUAGACGAGGACCUCCUAGCAAACAGUGCGAGAUCACUGGAGACGUUGGUUUCGGUUGGGAUGAAGUUAGGCGUGUCCAAGAAACAAGCCAAGACUGGGUUGCCGAACUUGGAAAAAUGUGUGCUGCAAGAUUGAGAGGGCUAAUUCUUGUAUGCUAUGUUUCCAUAUUCAUGGUCUUGGACUAGGAUUUCAGCGUACUCGACCGGUAUUUGUAGUCUUGUAAUAAGGAUGGUGUUAAGGAACUGGUUGAUGUGAAUUCGAUUCAUCGUAAUAAAGCUGUGUAUCUUAUCAA
This is a messenger RNA of Pyrus x bretschneideri (Chinese white pear), 2161 nucleotides long. Its product is annotated as phosphatidylserine decarboxylase proenzyme 3. The coding region runs from base 61 to 2004 and encodes 647 amino acids. The record is from RefSeq and is a predicted model, not a curated record. Gene Ontology annotation, molecular function: calcium ion binding; phosphatidylserine decarboxylase activity. The transcript has 21 exons. NCBI's taxonomy places the organism in Eukaryota, Viridiplantae, Streptophyta, Magnoliopsida, Rosales, Rosaceae. Gene Ontology annotation, biological process: phospholipid biosynthetic process.